GAUAACGAAAAUAACCGAGAAUAGUCGCAGAUAAUCGACAUCAAGACCCACACGUUUUUAACAAAUUUACAUUUUUUCAGUGCGUCAAUGCGCGUUCGUCCAUGUUCUCGAUAUUACUCAUUUGUUCGUUGAUUAAUAUUUUAUUUGCAUUAUAUAUUGUACUUAAAUAACAAUUAAAUAAUAACGCGUAUAAAUACAAUUAAUAACAUAGACACACAUGUGUGUAUUUAUAAUAAACAAUAUUUAUGUCAAUAAUUUUUAAUUAAUAUCAUCAUUGAAUAUAUAUAAAAAUCGAUUGAACAUUUUCAAGUGAAAAAAAAUUUAGUAACACUUUGGAGGAAAAAAAAAAAAAAAAAAAAAGACAUUCAAGGGUAGAAAGAGAGAAGCCUGCGUGAAGUGCUUUCAUUUAAACAAAGACAACGGUGUCAAUUAAUUAUUGUCGUUCUUAAAUUAAUAUUAAAAAAAAAAAAGCAAAUAAUUAAUUUUAAAUAUUCAAUAAUAAUUAUCUCAGGAAUAUAAUCGUUUUUAUUUGAAGACUGUGUGCUGAAAAGUGCUCAACACUUUUAUAAGGCUACGAAUAUGAGCUCUGGUGAUCCUUGGUCGCUCCCGGUAAAGCAGGGUCUUUAUGACCCAACUCUUGAGAAGGAUGCAUGUGGUGUUGGAUUUAUUGUUGCAAUUGAUGGCAAAAGAUCACACAAGAUUGUCAGAGAUGCUGAAAAAUUAUCAGCUCGUAUGAAUCACAGAGGUGCUUGUGCAUGUGACAAUGAUACUGGUGAUGGUGCUGGAGUACUUUGCGCAAUACCACAUGAUUAUUAUGCUGCUGAAAUACGUGAAAAAGCAGGCAUUGAACUGCCAGAAUAUGGAAAAUAUGCAACUGGAAUUUUAUUUUUGGAUAAAAAAACUCAUGCUGAAACAGAAGCAGCAUUUGAAAAAAUUGCUAUUGAGUGUAAUUUGAGAGUAAUUUAUUGGCGUGAUGUGCCAACAGACAAUUCUCAAAUUGGCCAAGUAGCAAAAAAAUGUGAACCAUAUAUGCGUCAAGUAUUUGUAACUGGUGAUCAAGAAACAACUGAUUUAUUAAAACGUCAAGUAUUUGUUUUACGUAAACGUUCAUCUCAUUUAAUUCCAAAACCUGGUUUACGUUUUUAUUUAUGCUCAUUAUCACAUAAAAUUGUUGUUUAUAAAGGACAAUUUACACCUGAUCAAUUGUGGUUAUAUUUUAUUGAUUUAAAAUGUCCAAAAUUUGAAACAUUUUUAGCACUUGUUCAUACACGUUUUUCAACAAAUACAUUUCCAAGUUGGGAAAGAGCACAACCAUUACGUAUGCUUGCUCAUAAUGGUGAAAUUAAUACAUUAAGAGGUAAUGUUAAUGCAAUGAAAGCACGUGAGGGUGUUAUGAAAAGUGAUAUUUAUGGUGAUAAACUUAAAGAAUUAUAUCCAGUUGUUGAGCCAAAUUUAUCUGAUUCUGGUUCAGCUGAUUGUGUACUUGAAUUUCUUGUUAACGCUGGACAACGUACAUUGCCAGAGGCUGUUAUGACAAUGGUACCAGAAGCAUGGCAAAAUGAUUUAACAAUGGCAACAGAAAAACGUGAAUUUUAUCAUUGGGCUGCAUGUUCAAUGGAACCUUGGGAUGGUCCAGCUUUAUUAACAUUCACCGAUGGACGUUAUGUUGGAGCAAUACUCGACAGAAAUGGCCUCCGCCCAUCGCGUUUCUACGUCACUAAGGAUAAUAUGAUGGUGAUGGCGUCUGAAGUGGGCGUCUUUGACACUCCGCCCAGCAAUGUUGUCCUGAAGAGUCGUUUGAAGCCUGGUAGAAUGCUGCUUGUUGAUACUGAAGAGAAACAAAUAAUCCAAGAUGUUGAGCUCAAAUUACAAAUUGCUAGAAGUCGUCCACAUUCAAAAUGGCUCAAGGAGCAGAUGAUUACAAUGGAGGAUUUACGUGCUGCUCAUGAAGCUAAUAUCGAGUCAAAUGGCAACGUUCAAAAUGGCCACAGUAAUGGUAUCGUGGUUAAAAAUGGAGCCAGUCCAAUAAUAAGUCCAAUGGAUGCAAUGGAUCGUACUUGGGGUGGUGAUAAACGUCUUGCAUUGUAUGGUUAUACAAUUGAAACUAUCAAUAUGUUACUUUUACCAAUGAUUCAAACCAAAAAAGAAGCACUUGGAUCAAUGGGAAAUGAUGGUCCAUUGGCAUGUCUAUCACAAUUUCAACCAUUAAUAUAUGAGUAUUUUAAACAAUUAUUUGCUCAAGUUACAAAUCCACCAAUUGAUCCAUUUAGAGAAAAAAUUAUUAUGUCAUUAUUAUGUCCAAUUGGACCAGAGAGUAAUAUACUUGAACCAAAUGAACGACAAGUUCAUAGAUUAUUUUUAACAAAUCCAAUAUUAUCAUUAAAUGAUCUUGAUGUUAUGAAAAAUACAAAUUAUCGUGGAUGGAAAACAAAAGUUAUUGAUAUAACAUAUCAAAGAAGAGAAGGACAAAAUGCACUUGUUCCAACACUUGAUCGUAUUAAUAAUGAAGCUAAUGAAGCAGCUAAAGCUGGUUAUCAAUUAAUUGUAUUAUCUGAUCGUCUUGGUGGACCAGAUAGAGUACCAAUAAGUUCAAUAUUAGCACUUGGUUCAACACAUCAUUAUCUUAUUGAAGAACGUCAACGUAUGAAAGUUGGUCUUAUUGUUGAAACAGCUGAAGCACGUGAAGUACAUCAUAUAUGUGUUUUACUUGGUUAUGGUGCUGAUGCUAUUUGUCCAUAUCUUGUAUUUGAACUUGCUAAACGUUUACGUGAUGAAGGAGUUUUAGGUGAAGAAUUUACUGAUGAAAUAAUGUUUAAAAAUUAUGCUGAAGCUAUGGAACGUGGUAUAUUAAAAGUUAUGGCUAAAAUGGGAAUAUCAACAUUACAAUCAUACAAAAGUGCACAAAUAUUUGAAGCUGUUGGUCUUGCUGAUGAAGUUAUUGAAAAAUGUUUCAAGGGAACACCGUCGAGAAUUGGUGGUGUUAAUUUUGAUAUAUUAACAAAAGAAGCAUACUGUCGUCAUGCAUUAACAUAUUAUGAUCAAUCAGUUGAUACACUUGUACUUCGUAAUCCAGGAAUAUUUCAUUGGCGUGCUGGUGGUGAAAAACAUAUAAAUGAUCCAGUAAGUAUUGCAAAUCUUCAAGAAUCAGUAUCAUCAAAAAAUCAAAAUGCAUAUGAAAAUUAUCGUAAAUCAACAAUGGAAGCAAUUAAAAAUUGUACAUUACGUGGACAAUUAGAAUUAUGUAAAGAUAAAAAACCAGUACCAAUUGAAGAAGUUGAAGCAUCAUCUGAUAUUGUUAAACGUUUUGUAACUGGUGCAAUGAGUUUUGGUAGUAUAUCAUUAGAGGCACAUAGUACACUUGCAAUUGCAAUGAAUAAAAUUGGUGGUAAAUCAAAUACUGGUGAAGGUGGUGAAAAUGCUGAUAGAUAUUUAAAUCAAGAUCCAGAUUUUAAUAAACGUUCAUCAAUAAAACAAAUUGCUAGUGGUAGAUUUGGUGUAACAUCAUCAUAUCUUGCAAAUGCUGAUGAUUUACAAAUUAAAAUGGCACAAGGAGCUAAACCAGGUGAAGGUGGUGAAUUACCUGGCUAUAAAGUAACACCAGAUAUUGCAGCAACACGUCAUUCAGUACCAGGUGUUGGUCUUAUUUCACCACCACCACAUCAUGAUAUAUAUUCAAUUGAAGAUUUAGCUGAACUUAUUUAUGAUUUAAAAUGUGCAAAUCCAAAUGCUCGUAUAUCAGUUAAGCUUGUAUCAGAAGUUGGUGUUGGUGUUGUUGCAUCUGGUGUUGCUAAAGGUAAAGCUGAACAUGUUGUUAUAUCUGGUCAUGAUGGUGGUACUGGUGCAAGUAGUUGGACUGGUAUUAAAUCAGCUGGUUUACCAUGGGAACUUGGUGUUGCUGAGACACAUCAAAUUUUAACAUUAAAUAAUUUACGUUCAAGAAUGAUUGUACAAGCUGAUGGACAAUUACGUACUGGUUUUGAUGUUAUUGUUGCAGCUUUACUUGGUGCUGAUGAAUUUGGUUUUAGUACAGCACCACUUAUUGCUAUGGGUUGUACAAUGAUGCGUAAAUGUCAUUUAAAUACAUGUCCAGUUGGUAUUGCAACACAAGAUCCAAUAUUAAGAAAAAAAUUUGAAGGUAAACCAGAACAUGUUAUUAAUUUUUUCUUUAUGCUUGCUGAAGAAAUACGUGGUCAUAUGGCAAAUUUAGGUAUACGUAAAUUUCAAGAUUUAAUUGGACGUACUGAUUUAUUAAAAGUACGUGAUGAUAUUAAUAUUGAAAAAGCAAAAUUACUUGAUCUUGCAAAUGUACUUAGAAGUGCACUUGAAUUACGUCCAGGUGUUAAUAUUAAAGGUGGUUCAGUUAAACAAGAUUUUCAAUUAGAAAAUCGUCCAGAUAAUGUACUUAUUGAAGAAGCUAAAUUAAUUAUAAAUGGUAAACAAAAAAUUGUUAAUAUUGAAAUGACAAUUAAUAAUGAAACACGUGCAUUUGGUUCAACAUUAAGUUAUUAUAUAUCAAAAGAAUGUGGUGAAAUUGGUUUACCAGAUAAAAGUAUAAAUAUUAAAUUAAAAGGUUCUGCUGGACAGAGUUUUUGUGCAUUUUUAACAAAUGGUAUACAUGUUACACUUGAAGGUGAUGCUAAUGAUUAUGUUGGUAAAGGUCUUUGUGGUGGUGAAAUUGUUAUUUAUCCACCAAAAGAAUCUGAAUUUAAUUCUGAAGCAAAUGUUAUUGUUGGUAAUGUUUGUUUAUAUGGUGCAACAUCUGGUAAAGCAUAUUUUCGUGGUAUUGCUGCUGAAAGAUUUAGUGUACGUAAUAGUGGUGCAAUUGUUGUUGUUGAAGGUGUUGGUGAUCAUGGUUGUGAAUAUAUGACUGGUGGUUGUGCUGUUAUACUUGGUUUAACUGGACGUAAUUUUGCUGCUGGUAUGUCUGGUGGUAUUGCAUAUGUACUUGAUGUUGAUGGUUCAUUUAAAAGUAAAUGUAAUCCUGAAACAGUUGAACUAUUGUCACUUGAUAAACCACAAGAUAUUGAUUAUGUUAAAUCAUUAUUAGAAGAAUUUGUUGAAAAAACUGAUUCACUUAUUGCUAAAGAAUUAUUAGAAACAUGGCCUGAACCAACAACACGUUUUGUUAAAGUAUUCCCAUAUGAAUAUCAACGUGCACUUGAAUUGGCUGAAGAAAAUUUAAAAAAUAAUAAUAAUAUUACAAAUGGCAAUGGUAAUGGUAAUGGUAAUGGUAUUAUUAAUGGUGAUAAUGAAUCACCAAUUAAAGAUAUUGAAGAAUCAAUUGAAGAUGCUGAACUUGCACAACGUAAAUUAGAUAAAAUAAAAGGUUUUAUGAAAUACAAAAGACAUACAGCAAAUUAUAGACCAGUUGAACAACGUCUUGAUGAUUGGAAUGAAAUAUAUAAUUUCCAAGGUGUACGUAAAGGUCUUAAAGUACAAGCAGCAAGAUGUAUGGAAUGUGGUGUACCAUUUUGUCAAAGUAGUCAUGGUUGUCCACUUGGUAAUAUUAUACCAAAAUGGAAUGAUCUUAUAUUUCAUUCAAAUUGGCAAGAAGCACUUAAUCAAUUAUUACAAACAAAUAAUUUUCCAGAAUUUACUGGACGUGUUUGUCCAGCACCAUGUGAAGGUGCAUGUGUAUUAGGUAUAUCAGAACCACCAGUAACAAUUAAAAAUAUUGAAUGUGCUAUUAUUGAUCAUGCAUAUGAACAAGGUUGGAUAAUACCACGUCCACCAUUAUCAAGAACUGGUAAAUGUAUUGCUAUUAUUGGUUCUGGACCAGCUGGUCUUGCUGCAGCACAUCAAUUAAAUAAAGCUGGACAUGUUGUUCAUGUUUAUGAAAGAAAUGAUAGAAUUGGUGGUUUAUUACAAUAUGGCAUUCCAACAAUGAAAUUAUCAAAACAAGUUGUACAAAGACGUGUAUCAUUAAUGGCUGCUGAAGGUAUUAUAUUUAAAACUGGUAUUGAUAUUGGUAAAACAAUUAAAAUUGAACAAUUAAAAAAUGAAUUUGAUGCUGUAUUAUUAUGUACUGGUGCAACAUGGCCACGUGAUUUACCAAUACCAGGUAGAAAUUUAGAUGGUAUACAUUUUGCUGUUAGUUUUCUUGAACAUUGGCAAAAAAAACAAAUGGGUAAUGAUGCACCACUUGAUAUGAAAUUAAUGGCUAAAGAUAAAAAUGUUAUUAUUAUUGGUGGUGGUGAUACUGGUUGUGAUUGUAUUGCAACAUCAUUAAGACAAGGUGCUAAAAAUAUAACAACAUUUGAAAUAUUACCAGAACCACCAAUUAAAAGAUCUAAUGAAAAUCCAUGGCCACAAUUUCCACGAGUAUUUAAAGUUGAUUAUGGACAUGAAGAAGUUAAAUUAAGAUUUGGUGAAGAUCCAAGACAAUUUAGUACAUUGAGUAAAGAAUUUUUAAAUGAUGGUAAUGGACAUGUUAGUGGUAUUAAAACAGUUACUGUUGAAUGGACCAAAGAUGAAGCUGGACGAUGGAAAAUGACUGAAAUUGAAGGAUCCGAAAAAAUAUACAAGUGUGAUCUAGUCUUACUUGCUAUGGGAUUUUUGGGACCUGAAAAAUAUAUUGCUGAUGAACUUAAGACUAAAAUGGAUGGUCGUGGUAAUUACGAAACAUCUGUUGGCAAAUACUCGACGAGUGUUGAUGGAAUAUAUGCUGCUGGAGAUUGCAGAAGAGGACAAUCACUUGUUGUUUGGGCGAUAUCUGAAGGACGUCAAGCAGCAUGUGAAAUUGACCAAGCACUUAUGGGUCGAACUACAUUACCUGGACCUGGUGGAAUUAUUGCUAACGUUCUCACAUAAAUUGUCUUCUUAAAUAAAGAAUACAAGUCAAUGAUCUGCAAAAUCAGCAAUAUCCCAAGGAAACGACAGUCAGCAUAUGAAACAUUUAUAUUUGCGUAUUAUUAAGCCCAGAUACUUCAAAUAAAUUAAUAAGAGAAAAAUAAAAAAAAGUGAUCUUCCUCUCAACACCUUAUUUUGUCAAUCAAAUGCUGAUCCAUCCAUUUAAAAAAAUAUUAUUUUACCGAUAGUAAUUUUAAUGUUAGCUAAUGAACAAAAACAAACAAAACAAAAUUAUCAUGUAUACACUAUAUUGAGUACGUUUUUAAUUUUAAGUUUUUUUUUUUUUUUGUUUAUAAAGUUUUCGUAACAUAUCCUUUUACAGGAAAAUAAAAAAUGCCUGAUUGAACAGCACUGAGGGCCUCUACGGCAACGAAUAUAUAAUUAAAAAUAUAUAGUGUAUAUAUACAUAAUAUAUACAAUAAUAUUAUACGUAAAAAGAAAAUAAAAUCGUUAAAUUAGUGUCAGAUUGAAAUGUUAAAUAUACAAAAACAAAAAUUAUAAAAAUAAUUAAUAAUCUGUCGUAAGUAUAAGGUCCCAAAAGACUUGUGAGAAAAAUAUUUAGUUGAUAGAUUUUUAUCAAUAUCUUUUUUUUUUUUCUUCAAUUUUAUUUUUUAAGUUAUAUGUACACAAAAGCCAUGAUUAUUACUAUUAUUAUAAUUAAAAAGUUUAAAUAUAGAAAAAUAAAAAACAAUUGUAUUAUUUUAUACAAUUAUUUUUUAUUUUUAUUUAAAAAAAAAAAGAUAAAAAAUAGGAAUACAAAAACUAAUUUUGCAUGUUACUUAAUUAUCAUCGUUUAAUAAGUACAUUAUUUUUGAUUAAAUUAUGUAGAUAAUAAGCCAAAU
Messenger RNA from Aphidius gifuensis, 7691 nucleotides. RefSeq names its product glutamate synthase [NADH]. NCBI's taxonomy places the organism in Eukaryota, Metazoa, Arthropoda, Insecta, Hymenoptera, Braconidae. Gene Ontology annotation, molecular function: glutamate synthase (NADH) activity; iron-sulfur cluster binding; FMN binding. The transcript is spliced from 14 exons. The record is from RefSeq and is a predicted model, not a curated record. Bases 580 to 6810 code for a protein of 2076 amino acids.